This is a messenger RNA of Leguminivora glycinivorella, 743 nucleotides long. Its product is annotated as general odorant-binding protein 2-like. The record is from RefSeq and is a predicted model, not a curated record. The transcript has 4 exons. Gene Ontology annotation, molecular function: odorant binding. NCBI's taxonomy places the organism in Eukaryota, Metazoa, Arthropoda, Insecta, Lepidoptera, Tortricidae. The coding region runs from base 140 to 622 and encodes 160 amino acids.
UCCAAGCGACUGCAUAGUGCAUACGCUACCCCCUCUUAACAUUUACGAUUGCACGUUAGUAAUCACAGCGAAUUAGCGGCCAAAAAAAUCCGUCUACGAUAUAUUGGUAUCAUGGCGGACGGCGGCCAUUGUCGGCAAUAUGGCGUUGUACUGGCUGGUAGCUCUGGCGCUGGUGGGCGGGAGGAUGGUCGACGGGACGGCGGAGGUCAUGAGCCAUGUCACUGCGCAUUUUGGGAAGGCUUUGGAGCAGUGCCGUGAGGAGUCCCAGCUGUCCCCAGAAGUCCUAGAUGAGUUCCACAACUUCUGGCGCGAAGACUUCGAGGUGGUCCACCGCGAGUUAGGCUGCGCCAUCAUGUGCAUGUCCAACAAGUUCUCGCUGCUGCAAGACGAUGCACGCAUGCACCAUGAGAACAUGCAUGACUAUGUGAAGAGCUUCCCGCAAGGUGACGUUCUUUCCGCGAAGAUGGUAGAACUGAUUCACAAUUGCGAGAAACAGUACGAUGACAUCCCCGAUGAUUGCAACCGGGUUGUCAAGGUCGCAGCCUGCUUCAAGGUCGACGCUAAGAAAGCCGGUAUAGCUCCUGAGGUCGCCAUGAUUGAAGCGGUGCUGGAGAAGUACUGAGACCAAUCGCAUAACUUUCAAUUGAAAAUGAUACCGGUGGAUUAGAUGAAAGCGGUUUUCAAGUAGGACUAAAAAUACUGAUCAUGGCCAUUGGUCAGAAAUAAAUAAAAUUAUCAUUAUC